AUGAAUUCACGGUAUGGCUUGGAGAAGAGGAGAAAGGAGGAGAACGUUCAAGAUUCAUCAAGUUCUUGUGAUUUUGGUUGUGGAAUUUGCAAAGGAUUCAAUCCUUACGAGGAAACAGAAAGUGGAAUUCUUGAAUUUGAUGCUGAAUUAAGAAGUCAGGAACCGAUUAUCAUCACAGUAGAAGAGACUAGGAGAGAUGAAGUGCAAAAAUUAGAAGUGAGCAAUAUCAGUAACGCUUUCCUAGAGAAUAUUCCCAAUGAUGAUGAAUAUGCAAAGAACAAUUCAACAAUUUUGCCUGCUGAUGAGCAGAUCCACUUUCCAGAACAUUAUGCAAUAGAAAAUGUUUCGAGCACUGAGGGGUUUAAAAAUCGCGCUUUCUAUGUGUUUAAUCAGGUUUAUUUGGAUGUGGUUGAACAUGUUAAUUUCCUUGUCAAUAGUAACGGACAAUUGAUACCUUCUGAAGUUAAUGGAGCGUUGAAGAUGAGAGCUUAUUUGAGUGGCAUGCCUGAGUGCAAGCUCGGGCUUAACGACAAAGUACUAUUGGAGGCUCAAGGUCGACCUACCAAAGGCAAAUCCAUUGAUUUGGAUGAUAUCAAUAUGUGUGUGUGUCUGGCUAGGUUUGAAAAUGAUCGCACAAUAUCUUUUAUACCUCCUGAUGGAUCAUUUGAUCUGAUGACUUAUAGACUCAGUACUCAGGUGAAGCCACUGAUUUGGGUGGAAGCUCAAGUUGAAAGGCAUUCAAGAAGCCGCGUUGAGAUGCCUGUCAAGGCCAGAAGCCAAUUUAAAGAGCGAAGCACUGCUACGAAUGUUGAAAUUGAGUUUCCUGUACCAUCUGAUGCAAUGAGUCCCAUCAUACGAACAUCGAUGGGAUAUGCUACAUAUGCUCCUGAGCGAGAUGCAGUGGUAUGGAAAAUCAAGUCAUUUCCGGGUAACACGGAUUACAUGCUGAGGGCAGAGUUUAGACUUUCAAGUGUAAUAUCCGAAGAUACACCUCCUGAUAGAAAAGCUUCAAUCCGCGUUAAGUUUGAGAUACCAUAUUUUACAGUCUCAGGAAUUCAGGUUCGUUAUCUCAAAAUCAUUGAAAAAAGCGGAUAUCAAGCUCUUCCAUGGGUGAGGUACAAAACAAUGGCUGGUGAAUAUGAACUAAGGCUUAUAUGAGCAGGACUAUCUUUGUGGCACUGCACUAUG
This is a messenger RNA of Solanum tuberosum (potato), 1188 nucleotides long. RefSeq names its product AP-1 complex subunit mu-2-like. The coding region runs from base 1 to 1158 and encodes 385 amino acids. NCBI's taxonomy places the organism in Eukaryota, Viridiplantae, Streptophyta, Magnoliopsida, Solanales, Solanaceae. The transcript is spliced from 9 exons. Gene Ontology annotation, cellular component: clathrin adaptor complex. The record is from RefSeq and is a predicted model, not a curated record. Gene Ontology annotation, biological process: vesicle-mediated transport; intracellular protein transport.